UACAGAAACGACUAUUUGAGACUGACAAAACAUACUGUAUGGUGGUCAGACGGGAACUAAGCGACUUACUACCGAGACACAGACUGUUGCAGCGUAAACAAGAUAGAAAUCACAAAACAGAUGUUGUAAUCUUGCUCAUCAUGGUGGACCAGCUGGCUUUCACGCAAGAGAACAGAGAGCGGAUACAGGCAGUGGAGAACUCCUUCGGCCCCUCUGGGAUGUCCCUGAUCAGACCUGACCGGGUCUUGAUAGGCGAGGGGCGGCUGAUGAAGCUGUGUCGACGCCGCCCCCAGCCUAAAGUAUUUUUCUUGUUUAAUGACAUUUUGGUGUACGGUAGCAUCAUCCUUCAUGGACGCUGGCACAAGAACCAGCAUGUUAUCUCCCUGGAGGAUAUCCAGCUAGAGGACCUGGAGGACGGGGUCAUCAUGGAGAACCAGUGGCUGAUCCGCACACCACAGAAGUCCUUCUAUGUGGCAGCUGCCUCCGCUGAGGAGAAGCGUGCCUGGAUGGAGCACAUUGAGGACUGCAGGUGUAAGCAGCUGCAGCAUGCCGGCUGCCAGCCCGGGUGCACCUUCGCCACCACCUGGAUCCCUGACCGGGCGUCCGCCAUCUGCAUGCGCUGCUCUCAAACGUUUCGGGUCAACAAACGUCGCCACCACUGUCGUCGCUGCGGCUUUGUCGUCUGCAACGCCUGCUCCAAGAACCGGGCCGUGAUCUGCCACAUCUCUACUAAGCCUGUGAGGGUGUGUCGACUGUGUCACCUCAGUCUCCAGGACCAUGGGGAGCUGACUCAGGAUGAGGUGCAUCUACGGGGGGACAGUGAUGGGAGGAACUGCUCUGAUGAAUCUGACCUGGUCAUGCCCGAGUACGAGGCGACUAGCGACGAUGAGGCGAAUGAGUGGGUAGAACACCACGCACCAAGCAAUUGGGUUGAGUGUCACAACUCUUGGUCCCCAUUUAACUAUUUAAAACCGGCCCAUCAAAGUCUCAAUCUCACUGGAUUGUCAAGUCACUUGACUUGACUUGGUUGACAAUUGGACAAUGUGAGAGGACCCUGAAAAGUAUUUACUGAAUGAGUACGUGGAGAAAAGUGCCAAAUCAAGACGAUACAUGAUCACAUGUAAUCAUAAAUAUUGCACAAAUAUGAACACUAAUCCUACCCAUAUAAUGUAUGCAUUACAUACAUUUUUUCCUGUUAAUAAUAUAAUAUUCCUUUGAGUGUUUUGGGGGGCUUAUUUUUGUUAUCCUUUUGAUAAAAGGUUAACCUGUAGUAUUCAUUGUUGACUGGCCAUUAUGCACACACGGAGCAUCUUAUUUUACACGAAACACAUUUCGCACUAAAUACUUUUAUAUUUGUCCUAUACUUAUCGUGUUUUUAAAAAAGGCACAUUGACUACGUGCCUAUAUUAAGUGUACCUGUAAUUAUAACUCUAAAUGGCAGCAAUAACUAUACCUCUUUAUUUAUCACAUUCACAUCAACCAUUUAUCUUGAAAUUAAAUAUUUUGAUAGCAACCUUUGGUUAUCCUUGUCCUGAACACCUGGUAAGACUGCUUAUUGACCCCCCAAAACAGCUGUAAUCAAACUAUUUCGUGCUUAGGUGUUACAAGCCUCCUGCAGACACAUGAACCAGUCCUGAGGCAACAGGUGCAGUAGAUAAGCCUUUCGAGAAAGUUCUUGCGUCAUUUCAUUUUCCUAGUGUUGUCAAUGGCAAUACUCAGGCCAACUGCCAAUUACUUUUUUUUUUUAAGAACGUAUUCAAAUGCAACAUGUCAAUCAUUAACAUUUUAUAGGCAUUUCAAACCAAAAACCAGUUUAAAUCAUGCUCUCUGGUUUCUGAAAAGAACUGUAAAGAUAUAAGACUGCUCUCACAUCCCCAGACUACCAAUAAAGUGGUGAUGGAAUAUGA
Messenger RNA from Oncorhynchus nerka (sockeye salmon), 1907 nucleotides. RefSeq names its product pleckstrin homology domain-containing family F member 2-like. Gene Ontology annotation, biological process: endosome to lysosome transport; endosome organization. The coding region runs from base 39 to 1022 and encodes 327 amino acids. The record is from RefSeq and is a predicted model, not a curated record. Lineage: Eukaryota; Metazoa; Chordata; Actinopteri; Salmoniformes; Salmonidae. Gene Ontology annotation, cellular component: early endosome. The transcript has 2 exons. Gene Ontology annotation, molecular function: metal ion binding; phosphatidylinositol binding.